AUGAAGGACGCUUCUGAGAAGUUCCCAGAUGUGCCAGAGGUCCUGUUUAUUCCCUCUAACGGUGAGGAUACCAGGGGAGUAUAUUCAUCAAAGGCCCUAGGCGAAUUUUACUGCACUCUGGCCGAUCGCUUUGGGCGAGAUCGUGAGUUCUAUUCAACAACAAAAGAUGAGAAUGGUAUGACACCGCUUCAUUACGCAGCGCGCUUAUUGCCAGCGGAACCCAUUUCUUUCUUGACGGAAGGCAGGGAGGAACGCCAGAAAUGGGUAUCGCUACUGAAGGGCCUUAAGAAGGAUGAGUUGAAUAAGCAGGAUGAAGACGGUCGUACUCCAGUGUCUCAUGCAGCAGAGGCUGGAAAUAAAUGGGCUGUGGACAAAUUGAUCGAAGCUGGAGCUGACCCCUACCAAUGUGACAAAAACGGACGAUCGCCCUUGUCCUGGGCAGCGCAAUUCGGCCGAAAAAAAUUGUUUGAGCUACUAAGUUGUUCCGAAUUCUCUGAUGACAAGGACAACCAAGGCUGGACACCGUGCCAUUAUUUUCUCCAAUAUUCUCCACAAAGCCAGCCUUACUCAUUUGAGAAUGAUGAUUUCGGCAUUCUUCCACUUAUUUGGAAGGGAAGUAAUACCGUGAAAGUAAGACAGCUGUUAGGGGGGAGGCUGCCGUGGUCACAAGUGCCACCCGACCUCGUGAGCACGUCCUUAUUGAAGGAGCCUGAUGUUUUUGGCUUCACCUUGCUGUCGCGUGCUGUACAACUGAAGAAGACUUCAAUCGUCGAAAUUCUCCUCACAAUCGAAGAUGUCGACAUAGUCGUGCCAGACAGAGAUGGAAAAACGCCGCUAUGGCGGGCGGUAGAGGCCGGAAGCCACAAAAUCGCUGAAUUACUGUGGGAUACGGAUGAUGUUACUCUGAGGCUACUUGCGACGAGCGCUCAAUCUGACCUUCUGGAGUGGCUUGUUAUCAACGGCUACCCAUUGAUUAGAUGCCACGGUCCUCAUAAUGAGACAGUCUUGCAUAUAAUCCUUGACAUCCCCAAUAUCGGUGAUAUGGAGAAUCUUCUCGAAAAGGUUCUAGUCGCCAAAGUGCCCAAGCUCCCCGCGGAUACUGUCAGAACCCCAACAAAAGCGGAUACGUCCCCUCUAGAGAAAACCGACAGCCGUGGCUUGACUCCGCUCGCCUUGGCAAAAGAGAAACGACUGCUACCUAUAGUGAAGCUUUUCCUUCGAUGGCGUGCCAAAGUGGACCCCUUCAAGGAGAAAGCGGACUGGUUUAGCCUCUUACGAGACUGUAACGAUGACAGUGAUUUUGAAAAAACGUAUCGAGAUGUGUCGUUUGAGCUUUUAGAAAUGAAGAACAACAUCCUUGUCUUUGACUUCCACCGAGCGGAGGCUGUAACGCCAGAAGGAUGUCUUAUCGAGCGAAGUGAUAUGCUUCAACAUCUCUGGCUACACAACAGAAAGCAAAAUUGGAUAGCCUCGUUGCAACAUGGUCUGUACCAUAAUGUGGAAUCUUACGCAUACAGCCGCGUACACAUCGACAGCAAGCUCUCCGAAGUAACUUGUGUUUUAUCGGCCGAAUUCCCCAACCCGGAUGAAGGAUUCUUUAAAAGACAUAGCCCAUUCCACUCUGAGGGUAUAACAAGUCAUAAAUGCUGGUGUAUAUCGUGGACAAGGUCACGAUUUCCGGAUAAGAGUGGCGACGAACGACCCGUCUUCUACAGUAGUACCAUCUCUCACGGCCAGAUGCCUAGAGGCGAGGACAAAUUCCUCCAACAAUACAUUAUUGAACUAUUGAAGGAAUGGUCUCUAGUCUGCGAUGAAAUUGAGACACAUGUAAUGGGUCAUUGCACUGGUAAUGAUACAAGUACCGCUGUUCUUAUUACUAACCUAGCUGAUGAUUCACGUUACUUGGCCACCAUCCAGAAGGCCCUUCAGGAUCAGACCAAGGGCAUACAGAAGGCAAUUGAUGAGUAUCGCAGGGUGGAUGAACGCCACCUUUCUUGUUUGGGGGACUCAGAAGAGGAUCUUAAAUUCUUCAAGUCAACUAUCAAUGAUCGACUGGAUAAGCAGCACGAGCGGGUGCGGGAUCUUCGUCAGAUGGAAUUUGCUAGGCUUUCCGUUGAAGAAACAGUUUUCAUGAGACGCAUCAGUCUCAUUACUUUUAUUUUCUUACCAUUGAUGUUUGCAUCGCAACAGAGCCUAUUCGGCAUGAACGUAAACGCGCUGCAAAACAACCCUGACUGGCGCUGGUAUAUCGUUUUUGGUGCUGCAUCGCUUUUUUUGACCUAUGCCUUGUGGAAGGUUUCUGAUCAGAACAUCCGAUUAUCACAGAUAUGGUCUGAAAUACGUGCGAGGAGGGCUAUGAAGAACAAGAAGAAGGAUUGCGAGGGCUAG
Aspergillus niger is the source of this 2388-nucleotide messenger RNA. RefSeq lists its product as uncharacterized. Gene Ontology annotation, cellular component: membrane. Gene Ontology annotation, biological process: metal ion transport; transmembrane transport. The coding region runs from base 1 to 2388 and encodes 795 amino acids. Gene Ontology annotation, molecular function: metal ion transmembrane transporter activity; protein binding. The record is from RefSeq and is a predicted model, not a curated record. Lineage: Eukaryota; Fungi; Ascomycota; Eurotiomycetes; Eurotiales; Aspergillaceae. The transcript is spliced from 7 exons.